Auanema sp. JU1783 is the source of this 237-nucleotide messenger RNA. The record is from the annotation of a GenBank genome assembly. Lineage: Eukaryota; Metazoa; Nematoda; Chromadorea; Rhabditida; Rhabditidae.
AUGAAGACGUUCUUUGGCUGCGUAUUCUCUCUAUUCCUUCUCAUGGCAUUCGUUCCAUCAUCUGAACAACAAGCUUUUCUUAAUCCAUAUUUGUCCAACUUAGAUCAACCGGACUAUAAAGGAGCACAUCAUGUUGCAGCAUUCAUGCCCUACCAGAAGAAAUGGUCCCGCUUGGAGCCAUCCAUCCGCUUCUUCAAGCGAUCAGGAGCUUUUGAAAACAUGCCACAGAUAGUCUGA